AAACGAAGAAAUAACAAACAAACACUCGCGAGCGGCCAUUACUAUACUGAAACAGAAAACAUGCCGGCGGAAAACUUAGAAGAAGAGGGAUUGGAGAAAAACCCCGAUCUACGUCUCUCGCAGUUAAAAUUCUUGCUCAGUUUACCGGACUACAAAAACGAUGCGUCUGUUAAGAAGAAACUCAUCGAUGGAAUUCAGGCUAAUAAUAUGGCACCAUUCUAUGAGGAAGUCUGUAACGAUCUAGGGUGGAAAGUAGAUCAGAAGUUAUUAAAGCAAAUGAAAGACUCAAAUGCUACCAAGCUAAAAGAACUACAGACCACAUUAGAAGAUGCUGAGCAGAAUCUGGGGGAAACUGAAGUGAGAGAUGCCUUUUUAGCUCAAGCAGAAUUCCAUUGUCGCAUUGGUGACAAGGAAGCUUGUUUGUCAACAUUUAGAAAAGCAUUUGAAAAGACUGUGGCAUUAGGACAUAGACUGGAUAUUAUAUUUCAUCUUAUCAGAGUUGGGUUGUUCUACAUGGACAAUGAUCUUAUAACAAGAAAUAUUGCCAAAGCAAAAGAUAUGAUUGAAGAAGGAGGAGACUGGGAUAGACGCAAUCGCUUGAAGGUUUACCAAGGAGUAUAUUCCAUGGCUAUACGUGAUUUUAAAAAUGCUGCCAACUAUUUUCUCGACACAGUCUCAACAUUCACAUCAUACGAGUUAAUGGAAUAUACAACAUUUGUCACUCAUACUGUAUUGGUAUCGAUGUAUUCGCUGGAUAGAACCGAUCUCAGACAAAAGGUUGUUAAGGGAUCUGAAAUAUUAGAAGUUUUACACAGUCUGCCUGAUAUUAGAAACUUCUUAUUUUCUUUAUAUGAUUGUAGAUAUGGAGAUUUCUUUGCGUCUCUUGCUAAAGUAGAAGAGAUGUUAAAGUUUGACCGUUUGAUGGCACCACACUAUCGGUUUUAUGUGCGUGAAAUGAGAAUCCUUGCAUACACACAGUUACUAGAAUCCUAUAGAAGUUUAACACUACAAUAUAUGGCUGAUGCAUUUGGUGUUAGUAUUGAAUUUAUUGAUCAGGAAUUAUCUCGCUUCAUUGCUGCUGGUCGUCUUCACUGUAAGAUAGACAAGGUGGGGGGCAUUGUAGAAACCAAUCGACCAGAUAGUAAAAACUGGCAAUAUCAGGAGACCAUAAAGAAAGGAGACUUGCUAUUAAAUCGAGUACAGAAGUUAAGCAGAGUAAUUAAUAUCUAAGCCACUCAUGACAGUGGAAUGGAGUAUUGGUAUCAUGAUUUUGGAAUACAUCUAUUUUGACUUGUGUGCCAUCUCAAUAUUAAGAAUAGUUAUCACCUGGAAGAUUUGAAUUUGUCUAUGCGAGUUGAACGAAAAUAAUCCUGAUUGGUGCUAUGCAUGACUCCUAAAUCCUGGUACUUUUUUAUGGGACAAAUUCACUAUCAAUAAAAGUUUAUUUAGUUACCGAAAACAUGCAAGAAGUUGUCUUUUACUGUACUCGACCGCGUUAGCGCCCAUGCCCGGGCAAGCGCCCACCCCCCACUUUUGUGCAUUUUUUAUAUUUGGGGUCACAUUCGGCAAAGCGCCCACCACUUCAUUUUGCAACUAAUUUAAAACUUGGUCUUGCGUAACGAAUCUUGGUAAUCGUUUUUAUAUGAUACAGCGUGGAUAUCGAUCGCUGUGAACAUGUGAAUGCGUAGAACACGGUAACCGUGCGUAAACUACGCUUCGACAAUGACCUGUUAAUACAAGUAAAAUGCGAUAAAUAUUUCAUGCCAUAUUCAGUUUACCUCUCAAAAAUGGCUAGUUACUAGUUUUUCGGAAAACCAUGUCGUU
Molecule: messenger RNA, 1824 nt
Organism: Saccoglossus kowalevskii
Lineage: Eukaryota; Metazoa; Hemichordata; Enteropneusta; Harrimaniidae
Product: 26S proteasome non-ATPase regulatory subunit 6-like
Biological process (GO): proteasome-mediated ubiquitin-dependent protein catabolic process
Cellular component (GO): proteasome regulatory particle
Source: RefSeq, a predicted model, not a curated record